This is a messenger RNA of Populus nigra (black poplar), 1074 nucleotides long. Its product is annotated as glyoxylate/hydroxypyruvate reductase HPR3-like. The coding region runs from base 14 to 1012 and encodes 332 amino acids. The transcript is spliced from 2 exons. NCBI's taxonomy places the organism in Eukaryota, Viridiplantae, Streptophyta, Magnoliopsida, Malpighiales, Salicaceae. Gene Ontology annotation, molecular function: NAD binding; hydroxypyruvate reductase [NAD(P)H] activity; glyoxylate reductase (NADPH) activity. Gene Ontology annotation, cellular component: cytosol. The record is from RefSeq and is a predicted model, not a curated record.
CCAAGAUUUGCCAAUGGCUUCAUACGCAAAUCAAGAAUGCUUUCAGUCAAAUGACGACCUCCCUAUAGUCCUCCUGCAUCGUCUCCCUUCAUUCAACUCGCCACUGAAAGACAUACUACAGCCUCACUUCCACCUCCUCGAUCCAGCUGAUUCACCUGAACCUGCUAGCUCCUUCCUCUCCUGCCAUGCAAAAUCUGUUAGAGCUCUCAUCUGCAUCUACAAUACUCCCCUGAGUGCAGAAACCCUCAAUCUCCUUCCUUCUUUGGAGCUGAUAGUGGCAGCCAGUGCUGGCGUUGACCACAUUGAUCUAGAGGAAUGUCGAUACCGUGGAAUUAUUAUGACUAAUGCCAGCACAGCAUUUGCGGAGGAUGCUGCAGACCAUGCCGUGGCACUGUUGAUUGACGUUUGCCGUAGAAUAUCUACUGCUGACCGGUUCGUUCGUGCUGGCUUGUGGCCAGUUAAGAGAGACUGUUCACUUGGUUUCAAGAUGGGAAGAAAACGAGUUGGGAUAGUUGGACUGGGAAGAAUUGGAUUUGAAGUAGGAAAAAGACUUGAGGCUUUUGGCUGUAGCAUCGCUUACAACUCACGAAAGAAGAAGCCAUCAGUUCCAUUUUCUUACCAUGCUAAUGUCCUUGACCUUGCAGAAGACAGCGAUGCUCUCAUUCUUUGUUGUUCACUGACAGAACAAACUCACCAUAUAAUCAACAAGGAUGUGUUAGAAGCGCUGGGAAAGGAAGGGGUGAUCAUCAAUGUUGGACGCGGAGCUCUCAUUGAUGAAAAGGUGUUGGUGCAGUUUUUGUUGAGGGGAGAUAUUGGUGGCGCCGGCCUUGAUGUGUUUGAGAAUGAGCCUGAUGUUCCCAGAGAGCUAUUUGAACUUGAUAAUGUAGUUCUGUCUCCACACCGUGCUAUUUUCACCUCAGAAUCACUUGAAGCAUUACAUGAACUAGUUUUCACCAACUUAAAGGCCUUCUUUUCAAAUAAACCUUUGCAAUCAGUCUUUCAGAUUGAAUGAAAGGAUUCUCCAAUUAUGUGAUGUAAUUGUUUCACAUGUUGACAUGUGUUAUUAUAAUUCCA